AUGAAGACUUUCGCCUUCUCCGCUGCCCUUCUGGCAUCGACUGCCGUCGCCCUCCCGACUAGAGUCCUGUCCGCUAUCCCCUCGGGUAUUCCAUCUUGCCUGCCCUCCGGAGUCAUUCCCUCGGGAAUUCCUCUCCCUGUUUUGUCCAUGGUCCCUACUUGCUCUGGUGUUACCCCCACCGCUACUCCGGCCCCCAGCAGCGCUGUCUCCAGCAUGGCUAGCAGCGGCUCCUCCGGCGCCGGCCAAAUCUUGAGCGUCCUCAACCAGGCCGGUACCUCCCAGGUCGAGAUGAUGGCCGAGAACGAGCUCAAGAGUCUCUUGAGCAAGAUUCCCCUCAGCGAGCUCCAGCAGCCCGUGGGCCAGAUCCUUGAGACUGCCGAGAGCGUCGGACAGCUGAACGGCGGCAACGGUGCUGGUCUCGGCCAGAUCACCGCCGUCCUCGAAAACGGAAACGUUGCUCUUAUCCAGCUCACCCAGAAGCUCGUUGACCUCCUUGACAGCCUUGGUCUUGGUCAGGUCGGCAGCCUUCUCGGCUCCAUUGUUGGCGGUCUUGAGUCUGUCACUGGCAACGUCAAGCGUGAUCCCAUCUCCGAUGCUCUCUCUAUCACUGACUUGAACGGUCUUGUUGGUGGUAAGAACCUCCUCGUUCAGGUUGAGCCUACCGUCCUUGGUCUCCUCGGUGGUCUUGACCUCACCUCUCUCCAAGAUGGUCCCAUCGGCAACGUUGUUGCUACUGCUACCUCUCUCUCCGGUCUCAAGGACCAGGUUCCCCAGAUCCCCGGCGCUAGCUUCAUUGCUGUCCACGCCCAGGACUUUGCUUCCGUCCUCCUUGUCCAGGUCGACUCUGCCGUUGAGGGUCUUCUCUCCACGCUCGGUCUCGGUGGCCUUAGCACAAUUGUCGGCUCCGUUGUCCCCGCUGUCUAA
This is a messenger RNA of Penicillium antarcticum, 924 nucleotides long. RefSeq lists its product as uncharacterized. Lineage: Eukaryota; Fungi; Ascomycota; Eurotiomycetes; Eurotiales; Aspergillaceae. The record is from RefSeq and is a predicted model, not a curated record. The transcript has a single exon. The coding region runs from base 1 to 924 and encodes 307 amino acids.